AUGUCUAGGUUCUUUGUAUCGGGAUAUAGUUCAGAAUCGUCUUCUGAGGAGGAGGAUUUGGUGAGUAGCUCUGAGGAAGAGUUGUUGUCUUCCUCUGCUGAACAAUCAGAUGAUGACUUUUUUAAUGAUGAUGAAGAAAGCAGUUCAGACGACGAAGAUGGACGUCCAACAGGUCCAGCAUAUUUUUUGAAAAAGUCCUUUUUGAAAGGUGAUGAAUCUGAUUCUGAAAGUGAUGAUGAAGGUAGAAAAGUUGUCAAGAGUGCCAAGGAUAAAUUGUUGGACGAUAUGAAGGCAUCAAUUGAGAUUAUUAAUGUCAACAAAAGAAGCAACAAUUGGAUUGUCGUAUUGAGCGAGUUCGAAAAGUUGGGUAGACUUUUGAACAGAGCUAAUCAGCAAAGAUUUGGAACUCCAAAGUUUUACAUCAAGUUGUUAUCAAGUUUGGAUGAUUCGAUUACCGAGACUGCAAAUAACGAAAAGGAUGACAAGACAAUGAAAGCAGAUGAAGCAAGAGCUUUCAACACGUUGAGACAAAGAGUCAAGAAACAGAUUAAGGAAUUUCAAGUCUAUUACGAUUUGUACAAAGAUGUUCCAGAAAACUUUGAUCAAGAAGACGAACCCUUGGAUCUGGCCACCAGAGUUGAAGAAAAGCAAGACGAAGGUAAGAAGUUGAGUCCGGUUUUCCAAACCUUGAAGCAAAUCAGUGAAAGCAGAGGUAAGAAGAACGUUGACAGGUCAGAGCAGAUUGUAAGCUUAGAGAAUUUGAUUAAUGAUCAAGUAAGCACAUUUGAGCUUAUUUCAAUUUACCAAAUGUUAUUGUCAAUUAGGUUUGAUGCCUCAUCCAACCAGUUCAUGCCCAUUCAAGACUGGCAGAAGAAUUGUGAAGAUAUAAAUAAGUUGUUAGACAUUUUAUUUGCAUCGAAGGAAUACCAAGUCAGUGAAACUGGGCAAACAACUGAUGAGAUUGACAUAGAACCCACACCAGUUGACGGGGUUAAAGUAAUCUUUGGAUCAAUCACAUCCUUAAUUGAUAGGUUAGAUGAUGAUUUUACCAAGUCUUUGCAGAACACUGACCCCCAUUCCAUGGAUUACGUUGAGAGAUUGAAAGACGAAAGCAGCAUCUACAACUUGAUUGUUAGGGGCCAGGCGUACAUUGAAUCUAUUAAUUCUUCACUUGAUAGUGAGCAGUUGGCCAGGAUUGUUUUGAGAAGAUUGGAACAUAUAUACUACAAACCAACACAGUUGAUCCAGGGAAAUGAAGUGGAAACAAAGAUUGGCAAAGGUGAUGCCAAUGAAAUUAUUGAUUCUUUGAGUGAGUUCUUGCAGAAAAGUGCUAAUAAGCUUUACGCACAACUUGCGAUGCUUUAUUCCAUUUACUAUUACGCUGUCAACAAUAACUACGAGAAAGCCAGAGAGCUCUUUUUUGCAUCUCAGUUUUACAAAAACAUAAAUUCAGCUGAAUCAUCAUUGCAGGUUCAAUACAAUAGGGCAUUAGUCCAAUUGGGAUUGAGUGCGUUCAGAGUAGGAGCUAUUGAAGAAUCACACAAGAUUUUGAAUGAAAUUAUCAACUCACAAAGAUCAAAGGAAUUGCUUGGACAAGGUUUUAGCACCAAAUUCCCUAGUCAAGCUACUGUUGCUGAGAAACAAAAAUUGUUGCCAUUCCACCAGCAUAUCAAUUUGGAAUUGUUGGAAUGUGUCUAUAUGACGUGCUCCUUAUUGAUUGAAAUACCUGCUUUGGCAGCUGCUUCAUCAACCAAAGAUAAGCGUAAAAACUCAUCUAUUAAAUCAUUCAAGAGCAAGCUUGAGUUUCACGAUAGACAAUUUUUCACCGGUCCACCAGAGAGUAUUAAGGACCACAUUAUACAUGCUUCCAUUGCUUUGCAAAAGGGCAACUGGUCGAAAGCUUACGACUUGUUGGCUUCAAUAAAGAUUUGGAGGUUGUUCCCAGAUACUGAAGACUUGUUAGCCAUGAUGAAGAACCAGCUUCAAAUUGAAGGCUUGAGAACCUACAUUUUUACUUACAAGCCAGUGUACACUAAAUUGUCUAUUGCUAAAUUGAGCACUAUUUUUGCUUUACCUGAAGAAAAGGUUACUGACACUGUGACCACAAUGGGUGAGCAAGUCGAAAAUGGAUUUAUCAACUUUUCGACUGCUGCAACCAGAUCGAAGUUGCAAGAGUUGGCUAUAUUGAUGAAUGAAAAGAUACAGUUGCUUACAGACAAGAACGAAAAGACAUCUGCUAGCGGUCACAGUAAGAAACAACAACCACAACAAUCCACUCAGCAAACAACUCAACCACAGCCCGAGGAAAACAGGUUCAAAAUUGCUAAUGUCAAUAUCAACAAUGACGAGUUUCAGACAACUGCAUAG
Messenger RNA from Lodderomyces margitis, 2367 nucleotides. RefSeq names its product translation initiation factor eIF3 subunit c (gene NIP1). The record is from RefSeq and is a predicted model, not a curated record. The transcript has a single exon. The coding region runs from base 1 to 2367 and encodes 788 amino acids. NCBI's taxonomy places the organism in Eukaryota, Fungi, Ascomycota, Pichiomycetes, Serinales, Debaryomycetaceae. Gene Ontology annotation, cellular component: eukaryotic translation initiation factor 3 complex. Gene Ontology annotation, biological process: translational initiation. Gene Ontology annotation, molecular function: translation initiation factor activity; RNA binding; translation initiation factor binding.